AUGACCGUCUCGGAAGUUCUCUACGCUAUCGGGCACUUUGUUUGUCGGCCGUUUGCCGACUGCUCGAGCUGCGUCGACGUGCUGGAUCGCAGCUACUACAGCAAGACAUCGCCGGGUGUGUAUGCAAGUCCACAAAUGUUCAACCGCUGGGAGAACGACGUCAAGCACGGCUACACCCGGUCGCGACCGCUGCCAUCCCGUCUACCACCACCACCACCACCAAGGACGCGAAAAAAAGGCGUGACAAAGCGCUCGACGUCGUCAAGUUCACGCCCUCGCUCCGAAUCGUCUUCGAACAAUCUGUCCUACUACAGCUUUGAAGACGAAGAGGAGAGGGACAGACGAGUGCAGUUUCUGUUCUACGGUGGGUGUGAUCCGUUAACGCCCACGUCCAGAGGAGGGCUCGCUGCUUCAACGGGGUAUCGCAGCGAUAUGAUUUCUGAUGCUGUGAGCCUCACCUCGAUCCGGUCCCCGCAAAUUAACCACGAGAUCCCGUGCUUCUUCUCGCCACGAGAUACGCCGCGGUCCUCGAUGUCAGCGUCAAUGUACUCGCCCCACGUGUUUAAGAUCACUGAGCAGCAACAACGACGCAAUGCCCGAAUUCGGAGCAUGCGGAGCUUCAAGUGA
This is a messenger RNA of Peronospora matthiolae, 627 nucleotides long. The record is from the annotation of a GenBank genome assembly. Lineage: Eukaryota; Oomycota; Peronosporomycetes; Peronosporales; Peronosporaceae.